AUGUCUCGCUCUCCCGCAGAGAUGCUUCUUACUUUUACACUCCUCCUCGUCUACAUUUGCUUCUACUCAGUGUUAAUCACCAUCACACUGCCAAUGACCUUUUUUGGAGUGUGCCUCGGCAUUAACACUGUCUUUCAGGCCGUUCUUGAAAGAGUUCUCGGCCCAUUGAUUGCGAGGCAACUUCUGGGCAACGAUGAUCCCGUGUUGGAAGGGUUGAUUGCAGAGAGGAGAAGACUUCUUGGAGGGCGACCAAUGCCCGGACAGUACACUCUGGACGAGGAGAUUGAUACGCCGCAGAACCCUCUGGAUGAGGAGAUUGAUGCGCCGCAAGAAAGAGUCAGACGCCCGUUUAGAAUUUUACUUAUGGAGAGGGAAAUGCUGAAUGAGCAUCGGAUUGCGCAGUAUCGUGGAUGGCUUCGUCAGAUGGAGCAUCCUGCGGAAUGGGAGCUUGAAGAUAUUGAAGCCCAGGUGACUGAGGAUUUUGAAUCUGAUGAGGCGGACUAG
Messenger RNA from Sclerotinia sclerotiorum 1980 UF-70, 504 nucleotides. RefSeq lists its product with no specific name. NCBI's taxonomy places the organism in Eukaryota, Fungi, Ascomycota, Leotiomycetes, Helotiales, Sclerotiniaceae. The coding region runs from base 1 to 504 and encodes 167 amino acids. The record is from RefSeq and is a predicted model, not a curated record. The transcript has a single exon.